Molecule: messenger RNA, 1838 nt
Organism: Phlebotomus argentipes
Lineage: Eukaryota; Metazoa; Arthropoda; Insecta; Diptera; Psychodidae
Gene: Srp68
Product: signal recognition particle subunit SRP68
Exons: 2
Coding region: 49-1836 (595 amino acids)
Biological process (GO): SRP-dependent cotranslational protein targeting to membrane
Cellular component (GO): signal recognition particle, endoplasmic reticulum targeting
Molecular function (GO): 7S RNA binding; signal recognition particle binding; endoplasmic reticulum signal sequence receptor activity
Source: RefSeq, a predicted model, not a curated record
CACAAAGUGGAGAUUUCUGCCGAGGAAAAUCGGACGUGGCGUUCAAAGAUGGAAAAUACCGUGAAAAAGAGCAGUGAAAACCCCCCGAAUCCGGAAGUUGUGCCUGCUGAGGGCCCCAAAACGUUUUCCUUAGAAGUUUUGAGGAUCAUCAAGGAUGCCCAGCAGCAGCACGGUCUCCGGCACGGUGACUACCAGCGAUACCGAGGCUACUGCUCGCGGCGAGUGCGCCGAUUGCGGAAAGUCCUGAAGCUGCCGCAGUGUGACAAGAGACACUACAAGAAGAAGGAUGUCGCCGUGGUGCAUCUGACGGGAGCACGGGCUGAUGUGCGGUACCUCCACAUUCCCCUGAUGAUGGCCGAGCGCGCCUGGGCGUACGCUAUGCAGUUGCGACAGGAGGCCAACACGGAGCCGCGGAAGAAGUUCCAUCUGGUUGGCAAGCUCCGGAAGGCGUGUUUGUACGCGCUGCAAUUGCAGGAUCUGUUGACUUCUGAGUGCUGUGACGCGAGGACAAGGUGGGAAAUUGAGGCGUACAACGCCUGGCUCCACGGAACUCUGCACUUUGAAUUGUCGCUGUGGAAGAACGCCAUGGAGAACCUCAAGAGAGCCCAGCUGGUGUACCAGAAUCUGGGAGAAGCGCUCCCGGAAGAAGAGCAGGCACUCUACAAGGCGAAGGAGGACGAAUUGACGCCAAGUAUUCGAUAUUGUGCGUAUAAUAUCGGCGAAGGGGCUUCCAUGGAUGAUUUGCUGGAGCUCCGGGCGCAAGGCUUCCUCGAGAACUUGGAAUCGCUGGCCACACAGGUGAAGACUCAGAGCACGGAGGCACUGCAGACGACAGAGUGGCGCGGAAGAAAGAUGGGAGUGCGCCCAGAGAAGGCGAGACUCUUCCUACUGAGCGUGCAGGACUUGGAGAAGAGCAUUGAGAAGGCGAAGAGCAUCCAGGCGAAGAUUGAGAUCCUCGAGACGGUGAUUAUGGACUGCAAGGACGCUAUCACAGCUGUCAAGGAGGAGAUUAAGCAGGAUCCUAAGCUGCGAGCAAGCUCAGCUGGUGGUCAGAUCGUCGGAAUUCACUUCCUGCUCUCCUACUUGAUGUACAUUCGCCUGAUGAGGACUCUGGAGCGGAAUAUGCUGCUGGUGAAGCAGGCGAAGAUGAGCCUGGAGGACGGAUCGACCUCUGAAGGGGGCGGAAAGAAAGUGCGGCCACAGGAUAUGACCAGAUUGUAUGAAAUCAUCUUGCAGAAUGUGACGGAAUUGCAGCAACUGACUGGAAUGGAGGAUGACGGGGAGUAUCAGGAGGAGAUUCGCGCUCUCAGCACUACUUUCCGUGCCUUCCGCUGCUACUACAUCGCUCUGACACUCGUGGCGAUGAAGAGGUGGAAGGAGGCUGUGGCUCUCUACGAAAGAUCCACGAAUUAUGCCCGGGAUGCACUGAAGAGCAGCCCAAAAGCCUUCAAUCUGGCCGAAGAAUUGCGCCAACUCAUCAAAACCAUCGAAGGCUGCAAGUUCUCAGCUCAUGCCUACAGUGUUCUCGAGGAUGACGCUUCUGAUGACGCUAGUGCGAUCUUCGGGCGCGCCCAGAAGUCCUCCAAGCCACUGUACGAGAGACUCUCUGAGUACAAGGAAGACGCCACGUUGCACUCUAAGAACCCGAACGUGUUCAAGAUCACACCCGACAUGGAGGCCAUUCCGUGCAAGCCGCUCUUCUUCGACUUGGCGCUCAAUUUCAUCGAAUUUCCCUCGCUGGAGGACAAGGUGGAGUCGCCCGGAGGGAAGAAACAAGCUGCCGGGAUAUCAGGAUUCGUCAAGGGGUUCCUCGGAUGGGGCGGAGCCAACAAGUAGGU